AUGACUCUGUUACUUCCCAAAGCCAGUGCUGCCGGUGCUGACAUGAUCAGUGGCGACAUGGAUUCUGAUAUCGUCCUACAUCCGACACGACUGUUCACUGAACUGGAUGCCUACCUCGCCGAAGACCGGGAAGUACGGAAGCUGGACACGGCAUGGUCAUUGUCAUCCAGCAGGCAGGAAAGAGACCGGCAGAUCGACCAAUCCCUCCGUCAUGCCAUCCGAAGUUUCGCCGCUCGGUGGCUGCAUCUGGUUCCACACGCGAAAGAAGCGCUGUCGUCCCACGAAGAUAUCGUCAGGGAGCUCUGGCGGGCGACUCGCAGGGACAUGCUGAAGGUGAUCAAUCGAGUAUCGUAUCGGUCUGUAUUGACCUUGUUUCUCUUCGGACUGACUCCAAUCCCCGUCGGCAUCUCGGAAGAAGAAGAAAUGGACGGCUUGACGGGCCAGAUCUGCGUCCAGACUGCCCUCCAGCAGGUGCAACGACUACGUGAACGGCAGCGAAACUAUCAAUUCAACGGAACAAAAGUGUCCCUGGGAUCAGACGUGUUCUCGAGCCCGGCCCCAACCUCGACUUUCACCCGCAGCUUCCUCAGCUCCGAGAGCAGGGCGUACUGGGCCGCCUUGAUCAUCGACACGUCAGCCUCGUUGACGCUCAACUUCCGCUCAUCUCUGACCUCGGGCUUGCACGGCGUCCACGCCGAGUCGUCAUGGCGGGUCCUCAAAAUGGGCACAGGCUCAUUCCACACAAGAACCCAAGAAUGGCGGCAAGGAACAGUCCCAAUGACCGACGACAUGGUGACACAGGUCAUCGCCGCCGCUAGCGCGGGGAAUGUGUAUAUGUUGAAGAUGAUUGCCGUUCUGAAAGAAGCACUCCGGGAAGGCUACGAGGACGAUAAAGUCGCCGAGGCCUGGACGUCGUGUCUCAAAGCCAUGGAGAUAUUCAAAGUCACUUUCCGACCCCUCGUCAAUCUGUGUGAACGCCGUCUUCCGCUUCUGGGUGAAGCGGAGAGACUGAAUUGGUAUGAGCUGAUGCUUCAUCAGCAUCUAGGCGUCCUACUGUUGGUUGAUGGAGUCGAGGCCGCCGAGCGGACCGAUCUAUUAUCACAGCUCAGAGAAGCUCAACUGGAUGCUGAGCGUGAUCUUCUCGAUGUCAUCAGGAUCGGGCUCGAGAGUACGUACACCAUCCGCGGCCCCGAAGGUCCGAUGUCCGGCGAGGAGACCCCUGCGGUGCUCUCGGCGUCGUUUGUCGCCGUCGAUCCUUACCCACAUCACAUGGUUGCCGCUGUUCAACUGAUGAACAAGGCGGUCGGUCGAGAAUACAAGCAAGGGAGAAUCACGUUUGAGACGUACAAGUCCCUCAAGCAGAUCUUGCUGAGAACUCUGGAGGAGUUGCCUCAGACGUCCAAGUCGGUUGAAGCGACUCGGCGCGAGCUGGGUGCGUCGGUUGCUGAAUUGGAUCGUUUGCUGGAUGAUAAGAGUAUGUUGUCGGAGGUUGUUCGACGACAGCCACAACACCCUGCGACGUGA
Molecule: messenger RNA, 1524 nt
Organism: Capronia coronata CBS 617.96
Lineage: Eukaryota; Fungi; Ascomycota; Eurotiomycetes; Chaetothyriales; Herpotrichiellaceae
Exons: 1
Coding region: 1-1524 (507 amino acids)
Source: RefSeq, a predicted model, not a curated record